Messenger RNA from Heteronotia binoei (common prickly gecko), 8244 nucleotides. It is a transcript of the gene ANKS1A, whose product is annotated as ankyrin repeat and sterile alpha motif domain containing 1A. The coding region runs from base 87 to 3806 and encodes 1239 amino acids. The transcript has 28 exons. Gene Ontology annotation, molecular function: protein binding. NCBI's taxonomy places the organism in Eukaryota, Metazoa, Chordata, Lepidosauria, Squamata, Gekkonidae. The record is from RefSeq and is a predicted model, not a curated record. Gene Ontology annotation, cellular component: cytosol.
GGCUGAAGGGAGCGACGGAGGCAGCAAAGGAGUAGUGGAGGUGGGGCGAAGGCGGGGCGGCUGGCUUCCCCGGCUGAGCCCGGGCCAUGGGGAAAGAGCAGGAGCUGCUGGAGGCCUCCCGCACUGGGAAUCUGCCUGCUGUGGAGAAACUGCUGUCAGGCAAGCGCCUCAGCUCGGGCUUCGGGUCUGGUGGCGGCUCCGGGUCCUCAGGGGGAGGCGGCAGUGGAGGUGGCGGCGGCGGGGGGCACCCGCUUUCCAGCCUUCUCAGCAUUUGGAGGGGACCAAAUGUGAAUUGUGUGGACAGUACUGGAUACACUCCGUUGCACCAUGCUUCUUUGAACGGCCACAAAGAUGUAGUGGAAGUUCUGUUGAGGAAUGAUGCAUUAACAAAUGUGGCUGACUGCAAAGGCUGUUAUCCUCUUCAUUUGGCAGCUUGGAAGGGAGAUGCUGAGAUAGUGAAACUGCUAAUACACCAGGGACCAUCUCACACUAAAGUGAAUGAGCAGAAUGCUCUUGAGAUCAAAGAAUUCAAAAAGUACGGCCCCUUUGACCCCUAUAUCAAUGCCAAGAAUAACGACAAUGAGACGGCUCUGCAUUGUGCAGCUCAGUAUGGUCAUACAGAGGUGGUGAAGGUUCUCUUGGAGGAGUUGACUGACCCUACCAUGCGCAAUAACAAGUUCGAGACACCUCUUGAUUUGGCUGCACUCUAUGGGAGAUUGGAGGUUGUGAAGAUGUUGCUCAAUGCUCAUCCCAAUCUUCUAAGUUGCAAUACUAAGAAACACACCCCUUUACAUCUGGCAGCUAGGAAUGGCCACAAAGCUGUUGUACAUGUUCUUCUGGAUGCUGGCAUGGAUAGCAAUUACCAGACAGAAAAGGGCAGUGCUUUGCAUGAAGCUGCUUUGUUUGGCAAAACAGAUGUGGUACAGAUACUGCUAGCUGCAGGUAUUGAUGUGAAUAUAAAGGAUAACAGAGGUCUGACAGCUUUGGAAAUUGUGAGAGAACUUCCUUCUCAGAAAAGCCAGCAAAUAGCAGCACUCAUUGAAGAAUGUACAACUGGGAAGAACACGGAAAAAGAAGAAGAAAAGAUAGCUUCCGUUAUAUCUACUGAUGCUUCAGUUCGGGUACCCCAAGGAAAUGUGGAAAAAGUAACAGAACUGAUCGCAGAUUUUGAUGGAAAGCAAGAAGAGUGUCCAUAUGAAGUUCUAUACAAUGCCACAUCCUGUCAUUCUUUGGACAGUCUGGCCAGUGGAAGAUCAUCAGACAGAGACUCAGUGACUAGGGAAGUGGAGAUGAUCAGUGUUAAAGGAACAGGAAUGAGACCUAGAGAGCGCCCACCCCCUCCUGCCAAGCCUCCCCCUGAUGAAGAGGAGGAGCCUGAAGAGAAGAAGCUGAGUGCCUCUUCUAAGGGUUUGGUCGCUAAGAGGAAGAGCAGGGGAAGCACAGCAGAUGAAGAGGAAGAGCAUCCCUAUGAGCUGUUGCUAACAGCAGAAACGAAGAAGCAUGUUGCUGUGGAUAAAAAAACAAAAGGCGAAUCAUCUUCAGGUGCUGCCAGCAGUGUCCAGCCUCCGGCCUGGCCACGGAAGGGUCUGCCUUUUCAGGAUGGCCAAUGGCCACUGAAUUGCCAAGGUUCUUCUGACCUUUCAUCUAGCCAUUCUGAACAGCAACAAAGCCCUGAAUCACACUUGAUAGAAGUCUCAACAGACAAGAGGAGCAGCAGCAGUAACCACAGCCAAGCAGAUGCCCAGGAUGUCCAAGUACUGGAUCAGUUCUCAGGUCUACUACAUGGUUCUUCUCCGGUGUGUGAAAUAAAUGAGGACCCUUUCAGACUCAUUUCUGCUGUUGGUAAAGGAAGUACAGAGGGGACUGCUAUGCAGCUGGAGGACAUUGAUGCAUCAGGAACGGUACAGACUAGCACUGCAGACCAAAAUAAAGUGGUCUAUUCAACCAUCUGCCAUACAAGUGACAAACUGGAUCCUGAAAAUUUAGCACAUCUUCACUUACCACAACAUCCUGCUGGUUCAGAGGAAGGAGACAAGAGCAGUUCUGUGGGCAGAGUCCACCCAGGAGGCAAGUCCAGAUCAGAACUCAAACUUAGCCGCAGCUUGUCAAAAUCGGACUCUGACCUUUUGACCACUUCACCAACAGAAGACGAUAAUAUGGGGAGCAGAAGUGAAUCACUUUCCAAUUGUAGUGCUAGCAAAAAAAGGCUGGAGAAAUCACCUUCCUUUGCUUCAGAGUGGGAUGAGCAGUUUCAACCCAAAGUGCCUGAUGUCUCCGAAGUUCAAUCUUUCUCCAAUAUUGAGAAAAUCAUGAGCUCCAUUGGUGAAGGCAUUGACUUUUCUCAGGAGCAGCAGAGAAUUUCAGGUUCACGGAUGCUGGAGCAGAGCGUUGGGGAGUGGCUGGAGUCCAUUGGCUUGCAGCAGUAUGAGAGUAAACUGCUUCUCAAUGGCUUCGAUGAUGUCCAAUUCCUGGGCUGCAAUGUUAUGGAAGAUCAGGAUCUCCGGGACAUUGGUAUUAGUGACCCCCAGCACCGCAGAAAACUCCUCCAGGCAGCACGUUCUCUUCCUAAGGUAAAAUCCUUGGGCUGUGAUGGGACUCAGCCUUCUGUUCCUGCUUGGCUUGACUCCUUGGGACUGCAGGAUUACAUUCAGUCAUUCCUGUCAAGUGGCUACAGUUCUAUAGACUCUGUGAAAAACCUCUGGGAACUAGAACUAGUUAAUGUGCUGAAGGUAAUUCUUCUUGGUCAUCGUAAGCGUAUAAUAGCCUCUCUGGCAGACAGGCCAUAUGAGGAACCUCCACAGAAACCACCACGGUUCUCUCAGCUAAGGUGCCAGGAUUUGAUAUCCCAGACAUCCUCACCACUGAGCCAGAGUGAUUCCUGCACGGGGAGGUCUGCAGAUCUCCUGUUACCUUUAGGGGAUACUGGAAAGAAGAGACAAGAGAGUAGCCGAGAUACUGCAUCUUACCCCAGAACUGACAGAAUCAAGACACAGGAGGAAUGCCGUGAACCUAAAAUUACACUCAGACCCCCAAGUCUGGCUGCUCCUUAUGCACCUGUUCAACACUGGCAGCACCCGCCCGAGAAGCUUAUAUUUGAGUCCUGUGGGUAUGAAGCCAACUAUCUUGGGUCCAUGCUAAUCAAAGAUCUUCGUGGUACGGAAUCUACACAGGAUGCCUGUGCAAAAAUGAGGAAAUCAACGGAACAUAUGAAGAAGAUCCCAACUAUAAUAUUAUCCAUCACUUAUAAAGGAGUGAAGUUCAUAGAUGCCUCUAAUAAGAAUAUUAUUGCUGAGCACGAAAUCAGGAACAUUUCCUGUGCUGCCCAGGACCCAGAAGACCUCUGUACGUUUGCCUAUAUCACCAAGGACUUGCAAACCAGCCACCACUACUGCCAUGUAUUCAGUACCGUUGAUGUUAAUCUGACAUAUGAAAUCAUUCUGACACUGGGGCAAGCAUUUGAAGUAGCCUACCAACUGGCCCUACAAGCCCAAAAAACAAAAUCUACAGGUGCUUUGACAUCUGAAAUGGUAGAAACAAAAUCUUCAAAACCAGUGCCUAAACCUCGAGCCAGCAUGAGGAAAUCAGCAGUGCCGCUCCCUCCCGAUAGUCGCUGUUGUUAUUGUCACACCUGUACUACACACCGUCCCUCCUAUCUGCCGCUGCAGUCUGUUAGUCAAGGAGCUAAGCUGGAGUCAUCUGAAGUGGACCAAGACUCCCAAUCCCAUGCUAGUGUGUCCUGGGUUGUAGAGCCCAAGCAGGAUUCCAAGAGGACCCUCAGCACUAAGUAUGAGACUACUAUCUUCUGAAAACCAAUCCUGCAUCCAUCCAUUCUAACCGUGCCUUUACAGUCUGAUCUGUCUGCUCUUCUAAACCCCUUCUUCCUCCCAUUGCUGGCAAUAGGUUUGGCACCAUCAGAGACAGCAGAACUAGGAUACCAUAAACUAAAUGGCUUUUUGUAUCUGAUUUCUACUGAACACUGUGAAUUCUCCUAACUCGGAAACAAGGGUAACUCACUGAAAGAGCCAUCUGUUUAAGAUGUCUGUGAGGUGGGAGAAACAAAGCCAAUGGGAGUCGAACAUAUGGAUUUGGGAAAACAUCUGAUACUUGUUGACUUUCUCUUCAUUUUGACACUGUGAAUUUCUGGGGUGAAGUAACACUCCACAGGCCUUUUCUAUUCAGAAUUCUUAUUCUUGGACUGUUUUAGAACUUUGGUCUCCAAUAGGUACAUGCUGUCUCAAUCUAGAUUUAUACCUCCAUACUGAGCCAUGGCCACAAACUGUUCCAACAAGUAGUGUUCUUUACUUGUCAUCUCAGAAGAUGCUAACCACUGUGAUACUGCUUGCAAACCUCUUGCUCACCAGAUUUCCUAGCAUGGAUCCUACUCACAAUCCUUGCUGUCCCUGGAAGCCUCAUUGCAUGGUAUAAUAUACAAGCCUAUUAGGUACUGUGACUGCUCCUGUUAAGCUCUUUUUUCGCUAAGAGUUGGGCUUAGUAUAGUUAGUGCCCUACAAGAAUAUUUUCAGCUGUCCUGUAAUACACAGGGGACCUGCUUUUUGCUAUUUUUAUUAUAGGAUUUGCCACUAGGAAUUUCUGUUUAAGCCAGCCAUUCUCCUUACAUUUUUUUUAAAUAUCAUUCUUUGGAUUUUGAAUCUGUUAAACCUUCCAAAGGCACAGAUCAUGAAUUCUAAACUGUGUGUAGAUGUCUAUUAAGGAAUCUAACCAAAAUGUACAAGGUAUGGGCGAUGGUGACAGUAGAAAGUAUUAUUCCUAUAGAACACAUUUUCCCUUUGAAAGAAAACAUUUAACAAUCAAAGCCUCAUGUUGACCUUAUCUCCCUGGAUAUUCUGCUAGAUGCAACAUUCUGAACACCCUGGAGAUUCAAAAGCAUUUUACCAUCCCCCAUUUCCAGACAGGCCAGUGUGUGUUGAUGUUUGGCUUCUCACAUUGUUCAACUAUAGUAAAGCAGCUAAAACUAGUUACCAUACCGGAUAAAGCUCUCAAACAUCUACCCAGUUUUCUCUGAGAGAAAGUCAUUCAGUAGAUUAAAUGGAGUCCCCAUAAUAAUUUCCAGGAGGUUUCCUUCACAGUUCCACUCUCCCCUGAGUGUCCUUCCAAUGUGAGCCCAUGUUCUUAUGCUCUUGUUUCAUUUUGCACAGAAACCAGGGUUGUAACAGCAGUGAAUAUUUAAACUCCUAUAUGCUACUUACACAUUCCUCCUUACAAAAAAGUGGUGAUAGUGUUAUAAUUCCUUGUAGCUUCCUUAACUUUUUACAGAUUUGUGUCUUUUUAAAGUACCUUUUAUAAUCAUGCUUGUUCCUUGCCUUGCUUCUGUGAGGCAAGAAACUUCAAGGUGCUGUAACUAUUUGUUCCAAAUUGGGAGCUUUCAUUGGAUAAGAACCAAAGUUCUUUUCAGAAGUUUCAAAAGGAAACCUAUAAUACCUUAGCCAGAACAUUCUUAAACUUAUAGUAGAAAACAGCUGCUCCUCUUCUUCUCUACUUGCUGCAAUAAAUUCGGCUGCUAGUCUUUGUGACAUAAAUAAAAAGAAGUCUUUAAAAAUUGGUUGAGAGGUAAUCUCAGAAUACAUCUGUGCUUUGCGUGUGUUCCUAUGUUUGAAUUCUUUAUGGGAAUUAAAGGAACACACAAUUAUUUCUCUCCUUUGAAGACCUUAAAUCUCCAUUGCUAUCCUGCAGUUCUCAGUAACAUCUGAAAGAGUUGUUGCUUCUUCUAAAAGAGUACACAUGCCUUUUAGUCAUGAAUUAUCUAGGAGAUAUCAAAGUAGCCAAUUAUGGACAUUCUUUUCCAUAUGGCUAACUCAAAGCUGUGGCUUUGUUAACUUGUCCAUCGUAGUAAGCAUCCUUCAGUUUUUUGACAUAAAUGAAAUCAUCCAUUCCCUUUUUAUAUUUCCAUUAAUAUUAUCCCCAUUCUGUUUGCUUCUGCCAAGCUGAACUACAGACAUCUGCGUUCCACCAAGGAAAUGUAGUAAAGGGGCAGAGUACUAAGAAGCGAUGAAAUCCUGGCAGUAUGAAGAUCAGCACCUGGCUCUGGGAUGUGUCCUUGGCUACACAUUAAGCUCUUCCAGAGUUGAGUGAAAGGAGAUUCCAGUGACAAACUAACAAAAAAAGCAGUAUGCAUUUCUAGCAAGAGAAUGGAGACUUCUGAGGUCAAGAAACUGAUGCCAUAUGUUCUAGCUUGAAAUAUUUUUUACAAGCAGUGAUAUUGUGAAAUCAGCAUAUUCAGUGUAGCAUAUUGCAUUGAUGGGGAUGAAAGAAAAUAGAGAAUAUGUUUUGUCAAUCAAAAAUGGCUGAGAGAACAUCAGAAUCAUUUAAUGGUAUAUUUCUCCCCUCAGCUUGGGUAAGUAGUAGACAGAUUCCCAAAUCUUUGCAUUUAUAAACAUUUAAUGUAAAAGUACUAAUACUAGAUGAUGAUUUACACACUUCAUAAGCUCACUAAGUGGGAAACAGAUUAAUAAAACCAACAAUCUGUAGCCUUGCAAAAUGCAGGUACAGGGCCUACUUUCACUGCAAAGAAAGGCAGCAUUGCAAUAUGUAUUUUCUGGUGAAAAUACAGCAGUUUUUCUCCCACAUAUAUACUUAUAUUGAGUAACUGGACUAUGUGAAAGUAAUUUUCACAUCUCAUUCAAUCGCCAUGUUUUAAAAAUAUGGUUGUGCUCUGGAGGAUUGGGAUUUUUAAGGUUUAUUCACUUAUUAGCACUUUUUAUACUACAUUAUUUAAGUAAACUUCUUGUAACAAUUUCAGAAUAUAAAAAUGUGGAGAGAUCUUGGGCAUUAUGCUGAAACAGUUGAGUUCUGGUUCAGAUGGAAGCUGUACUAUUAUGCUUCAUGUGACUUCACAGUCUCUGUUUUGACUGUGAUUAAUGCAUCUUUCUAUGGCCUUUUUGGAAAGAUGAGGAAGUGCAAAUAGAUCAGUGGUGGGUGUGAUGAGUUUAGUAUUCUGCUACUGUGUUAAUGGCUUGUUUAACUUUUCAGUUACUGCUGUAUCUUUAAGAUGUAAUUUAGUGUUAUUGCAGUUGAUGAAAAUGCAGAGGGAACCAAAUGACCAUUCAAAAGGUCUGGAUUUGAAAAUAAUUUGUAGAUGAAUUUUGGGAACAUGGCAUUCAUUUUAAGCCCAUAUGUGACUUGUAUGCUGGUGUUAGUAUAAAAAUUGGUAUACUGAUAAGCCUGUUCUGAGAGAAUGCAAACAACUAUUUUCUUUGAAGAAGGAUGGUUGGUUGCAGAAAGAGAUAGUGAAAGCUUCCUACUUGUUCUUUCCAGUGAUCAGGUGCUUCCUUUCUCAGAGUUUACACAGACAUAGCAAUAUCUAUGAUGGCAUCUCCUGUUUAGGCAAUCAAAGCCAUUGUGGACUUGGCUUAUCCUCAGAGCUUGAAAAGUUUGGAUGCUUGUACAGUAUUUGAAACUUUUGCCUCUUUGCAGGGAUUUACAUCACACUGAGAAAAAUGCCCGGUAUUCCUGGCACUGAAUUUUUGAGGUCUUCAAUGAAAAUGGUAUCCCUAGUCCUAUCUGUGCUCCUUUUGCCAGUGCUCCAUUAGUUUCCUGUUCCACAAAGAUGUCUGUAUUCAGAAGACUUAAAUUUCUAUAAUCCUUUUAUUCCAUUCUGGUCAUAAAAACUGGCCUUACGUUUUCCAAAAACUGAACUUGAGAAAAGUCUGUUUGAAUAUGAGGUACUUGCCAAUUUCCCCCUCAGAAAAACAAUUUAGAGCAGUUUCAAGUAGCAAGCUGUGCUGGCCUGCUUGUGGCACUUACAGAUCUGUUAUUUGAUAGUACAUCACAUUUUUUAAUAACUUCCACACUGAAACUGGAAUUGGUUCAGUAAUACUUCACUCCUCCAUUCUGUCUCCUUUUGCAUGUCAACAGGACUUUUUGCUAUGCUUGCCCCUGAGGGAGCAGGCAGAUUCUUGGUAACAGGCAGUUUGGUUUACAAUGUAGACACUUUUUUGCUAAUUGUGAUGUAUGGCAGUGGGACUGAUUUGUAAUAAAAUGUUAUUUAAUCUGUCUUUGUAUUUUGAUACUUGAACUAUUUCCUUUUUAUUUCCUGUAUAUAAAAAUGUUACUCUGUCCAGUUUGUGGUACCAAACAUAACUAAUCUGUGCAACAACAUAGACUGACCUCACUACAACAAGGCGAGAUUGUAAAUAUUCCUGGGCUUCCAGCAGUCGUUUUGUUGUUUUGUUUUUUCAUAAUUGUACAACUUAGAACAGACUAAAUUAAUAAAAUUAGACACACCUC